UGUUAUUUAGACAGCUUUACAACUCUUGAAACAUGGCGAACAUGUUUACAAACCAAAAUCCUCGAGCUAAAAAUGUUGCGAUUAAUAUGGAAACUUAUGUACCUUCUUCGCAAUCAGAAAGUUCCUCUACUGUUCCACCUGAUGAGUUUCAGUUUAUCCCGCAAGCUUCUAAUGAAGUAAAGGUGGAUGGAUCUAUCAAUUCAAACACCACUUCUACAAGGACUGAUGGUUAUGGUGUUGUUAGGCGUGGUGCAGCUCUAAAUUUCCUUGAGAAUCGAGGUUUUGGUUGGCUUUUGGAAGAAGAUGAGAUAGAGGAAGAAGAUCAGCGAUCUCUCCUGGAGGAGCUGGAUAUUGAUCUGAAGGAUAUUUAUUAUAAAGUACGCUGUGUUCUGUUUCCUUUACCACAGCUAGGCUUUAAUCGCCACAUUCUUCGAGAAUCACCAGAUUUUCUGGGGCCCCCUUAUCAUCAUUCUUCUUUAUGCCUAGUUUCCCUUUAUGGGCAGUUCAGAGUUGUGUCUUGGAUUCUUACUAUUUGGCUUUUUGGUGGCAUUCUUUGUUUUCUGCUGGCCAGAGUCCUUGGAGGAGAGGUAAUUAUAUGCACUUCAUAUUCCCAAGUGCUUGGCGUCAUUGGUUAUUCUGUUUUACCACUCGUCAUCAUAGCAGCAUUUCUUCUCCUUGUCAACUCAUACUUUGUUAUCAGAAGGACAUUACAAUUACUGGGAGUGAUGUGGGCAGCAUACAGUGCAGGAUCCUUGCUGUGUGUAGAAGAGCUACAGCAAAAAAGAACACUUCUGCUUUAUCCUGUUUUCCUGUUGUAUAUUUAUUUUCUUUCACUGUAUACAGGUGUUUGAAUUGCAUCCUCUUUUACAUCUAUACUUCUAGAUGUGGGCCCAAAUGGUGAUCUGCUGUAGCUUUUAGUUUUUGCUUUUUUUUUCAAAAUACACUCCAAGCAAAUCAAAUUCUAAUUUGAAAGAGUGAAACUUUUUGCUUAUGGAUGUGUCUUGGGCAGUCAUGUAUGACACUUAACAUACUAACUCCAGUUAUCAUCAAAACUGGGUAUACUGUAAGUUCACUGCCUGUAAUCCUAUAUGUACGCGUUAAGUUAUACAUCCAAGCUGCUUGUUAUUCAAACUUUGUAAAUACUGAAAGCUUACAUGGGUUGGAAAAAAGAUUUAUGGAGGGGAGGUUGGUGUAACAGUAAUUGAUGUGUGCAGGGGACAUGGCAUUUUUAGUCCAGCAAAGAAU
Pomacea canaliculata is the source of this 1245-nucleotide messenger RNA. Its product is annotated as protein YIPF4-like. The record is from RefSeq and is a predicted model, not a curated record. Lineage: Eukaryota; Metazoa; Mollusca; Gastropoda; Architaenioglossa; Ampullariidae. Gene Ontology annotation, cellular component: trans-Golgi network; membrane. Gene Ontology annotation, biological process: endoplasmic reticulum to Golgi vesicle-mediated transport; vesicle fusion with Golgi apparatus.